This is a messenger RNA of Emericellopsis cladophorae, 6390 nucleotides long. RefSeq lists its product as uncharacterized. The transcript has 8 exons. NCBI's taxonomy places the organism in Eukaryota, Fungi, Ascomycota, Sordariomycetes, Hypocreales, Bionectriaceae. The record is from RefSeq and is a predicted model, not a curated record. The coding region runs from base 1 to 6390 and encodes 2129 amino acids.
AUGGAUCUUCUCAACACGGUUCGCAAAAGCGGCUCUCGCGGUGGCGUUAACUUUUCCUGGGAUGAAGUGGCCAACUCGAAUCACCGCGAAAACUACCUGGGCCACUCCCUCAAGGCGCCUGUAGGCCGAUGGCAAAAAGGCCGCGAUCUCACAUGGUACGCCAAAUCCGGCGACGGAUCAGCGCAGAACCCCGACGAGACAGAAGCCGAGCGAGAAGCUAGGGAGAGGAAGGAAGAACUGAGGCGUGUGAAAGAGGCUGAAGAGGAUGCCAUGGCUAAGGCAAUGGGGCUACCACCACCGAGCCUGCAAGAGAACGCUCUAGGCGGCAUGGUGACACGCAUCGCCGGGAGCGCCGACGGCAUAGAAGUCGUGAUGGCGAACACAGACAUCAUAGGAGCAGAAGCCGCGACCGGGAUGACCGGAGGCGAAGGGAUCGCCGUGAACACCAAGGCGGGGAUCGAAGCCGUGACAGAGCCAGCAGGGGCGAGAGACGUCACAGGCGGCAUAGGAGUCGCAGCCGAGAUGAUGAAGACUAUGGGAGGACAGAUCGGCACCGCGAGGACAGAACCAAGGAGCGACGCAGGUCCACGUCUCGGGGCGAACACCGACGCAGCGGCAGCCCUCGAGCAAGGCGGUGAAGGGAGGAAUGUACGGGGUCGUCCAAGAGAUGAGCCAUUCAACGCACCCCGACUGGCCUCCUCUCGCUGGUGGUUUGACAAACACCGCCACUAUCAGCUCGCGCCCGAAAUCUGCCCCACGAACAACGAAACAGCCGCCAUGGAUUACUCACGACUGCGGGCUGCGGCGAUGCAGCAUGGCGAGGACGAGGAAGCCGUGACUGUAGACACACGCGCCUUGAUCGACAAGGUCCUAGCACGAUACUCGGGCGAAUGGACAACAUUGAGAGAACUCAUACAGAACGCGGCCGAUGCCCAAGCCACUACCGUUUCUGUGAAAUGGGAGACCUUGCCGUCGACGCUGGUUCCCAUGCCCAACACUACCGAUCGUUCAGAGCUCCUAAAGCAUACAAUAUCAAAUCACACGGUCCGCCGACUUGUUGUGCAGAACGAUGGACAGCCCUUCACAAAGACUGACUGGGGCCGGCUGAAAAGGAUCGCUGAAGGCAACCCUGACGAGACCAAGAUUGGUGCCUUUGGUGUAGGUUUCUACAGUGUCUUCGCCGAUUGCGAGGAACCGUUCGUCAGCUCUGGCAAGGAAGCGAUGGCCUUCUAUUGGAAAGGCAAUGCACUCUUCACAAGGAAGUCCCAGAUUCCGGAUGAUCAGGCGACCCAUCACACGACUUUUGUCUUGGACAACCGCAACACGACGACACCUCUGCCGAACCUUCUCUCUGUCAGCCAGUUCCUGGCCACCAGCUUAACCUUUGUUGCACUACAGAAUGUAGAAUUUUGGAUAGACGGCUACCAGAUUCUCGGCCUCAAGAAGAAGACAUCGCCAAGUACCGAGCUGCCUUUACCUGCAGACCUAGAUGCGCGAACAAAGGACGGCAUUAUGCGAGUUCGAGAUGUGGGAAGGACCAGCACUCAGAUUGACGCAACAUAUAUAAGUGCAGUCGGGUGGAAGCCCAAGGCUGUUACAACCACUAAAGCGGAGGGAACGACUGCUUCUACUGAAGCGCCGUCACUACGUUCAUUCUUCGCCAGACUGACAUCAAACUCGUCGCAAUCAUCGUUAAAGGCAAAGACACAAAAUGACGAGAGGCAAGCGCAGACUGCCAUUGCGGAGGAUGUUACAAAGCAAAGUUCAUCAACCAUUUUCCUCAGGUCAACAACGGCCAAUAUUCACACAAAGGUGACAGCGUCUUUCUCGGCAGAACUGGAACGAGCCACCAAGAAACCGCCUCCCAAAACGACGAAAAUUUCCAUUCUUACGGCGUCCUAUGAUGAAGCGCAAGCCUCUCAAGCCUCUGCAGGUGAUGGGGCGGUUUCCAAGGCCACCGAUGUCUUCGCAUCUGUGCUACCAAAUAAAAAACCCGGGGGUCGCGUCUUUAUCGGAUUUCCCACUAUGCAGACGACCGGCGCUGGCCUACAUAUUUCGGCUCCUUCGACGAUCCCAACCGUGGAGCGUGAGGCGAUCGACCUCAACGCGCGAUGGGUGCGCACGUGGAACAUAGAGCUCCUGCGUGCUGCGGGCAUCGUGACACGGCUAGCAUUCGCCAAUGAGAUGGACGAGCUGAACCAGAAGAUCCGAAGGACUGUGGACAAGCAUGGCAAGAUCACCAGCGAAAGCGUGCACCGUUUCAUGCCCGAAGCUGCCCAUAUUUUCAAGACGUACUUUUUUGGCGACUCUACUCCAAGCGGGCAGGUUGGGCAACUCAUCGAAGAGGCAUUCUGGACUUGCUUCAGAAGGGCAUCCAUAGAAGUAUACUCCACUCAGGGUGUCCUACAAACAGACAAGGUCCGCUUGGAGUCAGCCGAGCUGACUAAAUUCGUCGACAGCAUCCCCGUCUUGCCCAAGGAGCUCACUGACGAUACGUUUGUUAAGAAGCUCAUCGACUUCGGGCUCAUCUCGCACAUCACGGUGAAGGACGUACAAAGGGAGCUCGAGGCCAAAUCGCUGGACAAGACCCAGUUGUUGGCCUUCAUCAGCUGGGCGGGCAAGAAGAGCUUGUCGGGAGAGCUCGACCCCGCAAGCAGGUCAUCGCUGAUGGACGUUGCUGUUGGUUCUGUGGGUGAUGAGGGCGGUGGCGAGAUCAUCGCGCUGGGCGCCGUCAAGAAUUUCGUGAUACCUAGCAAGAUCCCAGUCACCAUGCCUAUGCCUCCCUCGACUAUCCCGCACGCCUACACUGUCAGCUCGACACAGGCUGAGCUACAAUCUUUGGGAUGGGAAGCUCUGGAGGUUCUGCCGUGGCUUCGCUACUUGUGCGAAACCAAAUCCUCUAAGCCUGAAGCACAGAACUUGGCAAAGUCGCCGACCUUUGCGGUCGCGGUCCUCACCGUUGUAUCCAAGAACUGGGAUCAUGUCAGCGCCAGUCAUCGCCAGGCAAUUGCACCACUUUUGCAGGCACAAACUGUCAUGCCCACGAAGCUUGGCAUGAAGAAACCCGGGGAAUCGUUUUUUCCCACUGUGAAGCUGUUUGACGAUCUGCCCAUCAUCGAGGGCUGCGACAAGAUCAAGGAGAAGCUGCUCGUAAGCAUAGGCGUCCGCAAGACAGUUGACCUUGACACCAUCUUUACACGCCUGCUGAAUCCUUCGGCCGGUGAAAAGCAGCAGAAGUGGAGUCACAUGGAACUCAUCAAGUACCUCGCAUCUGUACAGAAUGACAUCCCGAGAGCUGAUCUCGAGAAGCUCAAGUCAACGCGCUUCUGCCCGGCUGAGGCUGGGCCCCCAGGUAUGGAACAAGCCAAGGCAACGGAAGCCCUCUACGCAAUCCCCAAUCUGUUCCAGCCAAACGACGCUUUACGAGGUCUUGGCCUAACUAUCCUGCAAUGGCCCGGGGCCCCAGGCAGUUUCCGGCCCAAGAGCGCCGAGGGACAGUUCUUAUCGGCCCUUGAGCUCCGGUCUCACCCUUCUGCUUUGGAGCUACUGGAUAUGAUGAUAGAAAAGGACGAAACUCGCCGGUCACGGGCAAUGGCCUAUUUCAUCGACAAUUACAGCAGUAACCGGUAUGCGUCGAGUCUGACGCUCAUAUCGGCAACGCGCAAGGCUAUCCUCCCCUUGCAAGGGAGCAUGCAACUCGUCAUGCCUUCUGCGUGUUUUAUCAACGAGCGUGCGUCAGUGCUUGGCUUCCGCAUCCUGCGCAGGGACCUCCAUGAGCACGGUCCCAAGUUCGGCGUGGCUCGAGAUCCACCUAUCGCCGAUUGUGUCAGCCGUUUGCUAGCCGACCCGCCGCAGACGACGGAGACUGCAAUGUCCUUGUUCGGGUACUUUGCGAGUCGCAUCCGUGAGCUCGGCCCCAAGGAGUUGCAGCGCUUGCGGGAUGCCCCUAUCGUGCCAGUCCAGCGAGUGGACAAUGCCAAGGGCGCUGAAAAGUCUCGCAUGACUACCAUCCUCCUUGCACCGUCGCGAGCGUAUUUGGGUACCUCAUCCACAUACGGAGAUAUCUUUGACUUUGUCGACUUUGGGACAGAUGUCAAUGCGUUUUUGUACACUUGUGGCGCCAAGACAGAGCCUACCAAGGUUGAAGUUGCACAUAUGGCAUGCAGUGAGCCUGCAAGGUUGCUGGGCGUACUCCAGAGCCCGGAUAAAUAUCUCGAGUUGCUCAAGUCCUUGGCCGAGGCAGAUGCGACGCUGCGCCGCGACAAGGACCUUUGGCGCAAGAUGAAGUCAGCGCCCUUCCUGUUGGCAUACAAGGAGCUCGCAUCACCCAACAAAGACAAUCUCAUAGAUCUCGACGAAGAGGAGGCGCCGGUCAGACAGUAUCAGCUGGCUUGUGCAACGCAGAUUGUUGUUCUUGACGACAUCAUCAGCUACCGCCUAUUCAAGGAGAAUUUGGUGUGUGCUCCCGAAGAGGAUGCUCUGGAGAAGUUCUACCUCUCACUUGGAGCGCAGCAGCUUAGCAGCCUUGUCCAAGAGGAUGUUCGCAUUGGAUCUUUGUCAAGCAAGAAGAGCAUGGGAGACGCCUUGAAGAAGCACGUACUGGAAAGGUCGAAGAUAUUCCUUUACGAGUACGCCAACUAUCGCCGCGACGCCAUAAAGCAUGAUACCAAAUGGCUCGAAAAGAAUCUGCGUGUCGAUAUUGUCAGCUCGGUUGCUCUACGUCGUACCCUCAAAGGUCAGAGACAGACACACGUCGAGAAGCGGUCCGCUGCAAGCGCUCGUGAUGAACGCGGCUGGGUGCUGUAUAUUGCAGGUGAGAGCAAGCCUGACAUGUACCAGGUUGGACAGGCUCUCUGCCAGAUGCUACUCGACAGGCCGAAUCAGCAAGCUUACCUCUUCUUCGAGCCCUUCUUGACGCUAGAUCUCUAUGGUCUGCGGGCGCGUGGCUACAAUGUCGAUCGCAUUUUGCGGGCCAAGGCUGCUGAAGCUCGCAUCGCCGAAGAAGAGAGGCGGAAGGCGCUUGAAGACGAGCAAAAAAUUAUUAAGGAGCGGGAGAAGAAUUGGGCUGCGCAGGCCGGCUCUUCUGCUGCAGCAGCGGUUGCUGGGCGUGCUGCUCCCCCGUCCGCUCCCAGCAGUCCUCAGAACAAGAUGCCAGGAGGUUGGGACUCGAAUGACGACUCAAAGCACGAGAUGGCGGAGUUCACCAAGCGCGGCAAGAGCUUUUUCAACAACCUCACACGCAAACUGGGUUUCGAAAGCCAGAACAGCCCUGAGGGUCAGGAAGGGCUUGAUCCGUUUGUCAAUCCCGAGAAACCUGGCGAAGGCAGCGGUCAGUCAAGUGGCACGAAAACCGGUACAAGCAUGGUCAAGGAUGGCGAACGUGGGCAGAAUGAUGAUGGCCGUGUGACGAAUCCGGCUACGAUCCAGCGGAACCUCAUCAAUGCGGUCAAUGCCUCGCGUGCUCAUGGCUCAUCCAGUGUGUUCACUCAGCCGACUGUGAACGAGGUCAAGGAGCAGGCGACGUACUGUGACUCGACUGCCGCCGCCAAUAUCACCUUUGUGGCAGAAGCCUCAAACUGUAUCAGGAUCUUCAUGGAUCAGAACAUGUCCAUGCCGCAUAGCCAGUUUCUGCGAGCCAACACUGGCGCCAUCAACACAUUCGCCUCGAUUCUCCGCGAUGUCGGCGAGGUCUACUCAUUGGCCCGUGGCGUGCUGCACAUCUACUACGACGAGUCGGGUCGCACUAUUGCGUUCAAUACCUCCGGCAGCCUGUUUUGCAACUUCCGUUAUUUUCUGCAACUUCACGCGGCCCGGGUCGAGUCAGAUCGGUCCGGCGAGGCCAAGGCUGAAGUCGCAACAUGGUGGUGGGUUGUCCUGGCUCAUGAGCUGGCACACAACUUGGUCAAGACUCACAAUGCUGACCACAGUUACUACACUGAGUCGUUUGUGCAACAGUAUUUUGGCAAGAUGAUGAUGAAGGUUGCGACUCAGGAGGAGCUCGAAAUCUACUCACGUGACAUUUCCAAUCAAACCCGCACUCUCUCCCCCGACGUCGACACGUACGAUCUCUGCGCGAGCAGCCCUACAGGAUCCGACGUCUCCGAGUUUCUAUACAGCCCAUUGACCACUAUGGUGUCCCGCAUCGCCUUCUGGAGCCUGUUCGGUGUCGGUGUACGCUUCUGGCAGAUGGGUAUCGAGAUGCGCCCCUUCUUCCAACGCUCCAACCUCUGGGUGUACCCCAUCUACGCGGCCGGCGGCGCAAGCUUCGGAUACUGGCUGCAGGGUGUCGACGACAAGCAGACCGCUUUGUUGACGGAGAGGAAGAACAGACUGUUGGAGAAGAGGGCGAAACGGGCGCAAGAGGCACAGUCUGCUGAGGCUGAGGCAUGA